Messenger RNA from Talaromyces marneffei, 1491 nucleotides. RefSeq lists its product as uncharacterized. NCBI's taxonomy places the organism in Eukaryota, Fungi, Ascomycota, Eurotiomycetes, Eurotiales, Trichocomaceae. The record is from RefSeq and is a predicted model, not a curated record. Gene Ontology annotation, molecular function: protein binding; protein kinase activity. The transcript is spliced from 2 exons. Gene Ontology annotation, biological process: protein phosphorylation. Bases 1 to 1491 code for a protein of 496 amino acids.
AUGCGCAGGCGAUUGGGGCUAUCUAUUGAUGUCGCUUCAGGAGUUGAAGCCCUUCAUUCAGUCGGUAUACUACACGAUGACAUCAAACCACGAAAUAUUUUGGUCUUUCAGGAUGAAGAACAAUCACUUUCCACCUUCGUGACACGAAAGACUUUUGGGGAAAGUGCAGCUAAGCAAGAAAUCCGGCGAAGGAAUAUGGCUUGGGUCGACACCCAGAAACUACGCAUGCUACGCACGUCACAACCAAAUAUGGAAGGCAACAUCGACACUGGUCACUUAGAAGUAGAUGGGGACUGGAUAACUCUGAAGAAUGACACAUUGAAAAGUCAAGCUGGUGAACAGCUAUUCCAUGAUUUUGUCGAUCAGAUGACGUCCGGAGAGCCCACGAAGCGACCUAGCAACACAUACCAAGUCCUCCAGACUCUUCGGCAUAUCUUGCGAUUAGAGCUAAGGGUCAUCUAUGAUUCUAACCAGCGUCAAGAAAGGCGAGACGAGGAAAAAAUGGCUUCAAUGUGGAGACGAUUUAAUCGACGAAGCAUACAUGCAUAUUCGGCAACACCCACGUUAAAUCAUCAAGAAACUACAGCCAUCGUCUUAGAUUAUUUUUUGAAUGAAAAGAGUCACACCAACUUUUCUCGGGAAUUGCUUUUCCUUUGGAAAUUUGGCUCUAUAGCGAAAUUUUCACGGCAACACUGCUCGCCUUCCAAUUCUUCGAAACGGAGAGUGAAAGCUCCGAUAACUAAGGUGCAAUUUAAGUACAUUGCCGACUCACCUAGACAAGACAAGAUCCGUCGUGCUACUGCGAGUUUCGAAUAUGCGGUAAUGAUUCUGUGCUUCCCAGCUAUUUCCGAGGCCGAUUCUUCAUUGCUUCCUGGAGCACUUCACUAUCUCCAUUUAUCAGCGACGUUGGGUCAUCACGAAGCUCAGAGCAUGGUUGGUACAUUUUAUGAUAGCUUUGGUUUAAGAACUCCAAUCAGUCUCGAAGAGGAGACAGAACAAUUACUUCAGGCCUCACUGAAGGGUAGCAUGACCGCAAUGAGACGAUUGCGAAAGUUAGAUCCAUCCCGAUACAUAGAAGCUCGUCGCUUGAUCUCAUUUGAAUAUAAUGGCUCCUAUGUAAAAGGCGAGCCAUUGCCGGAAACAGAUGCAAUCAUUACAUUGAUCACCAAUGAUCUGAUGGAUGUUCCACCAACAUUCAUACACAAUCUUGCGGCGCAUGGUCAACUAGAAAGACUACGGAGGCUAUCCUAUCUACCCGUUGAAUAUUUUGAUGAGCAGAACGGCUUAGGUGAAACGCCAAUAGUGGUUGCAUGUCGUUGUGGCCACGCAGACAUUUUAGCACUUCUUCUUGCCUUAGGAGCAGACCCUUCAAUCGGAACAGAUCAUGGUGUCCACCCUCUACAUUUUCUUAGCGCUUUUAAUGACGGGGAUAUCCCACAGGUGGCCACUACUCUUGUACAACAUGGGGCAGCGCUUGAACCUCAUUCAUGA